Molecule: messenger RNA, 1893 nt
Organism: Lates calcarifer (barramundi perch)
Lineage: Eukaryota; Metazoa; Chordata; Actinopteri; Centropomidae
Product: butyrophilin subfamily 3 member A2
Exons: 5
Coding region: 149-1729 (526 amino acids)
Source: RefSeq, a predicted model, not a curated record
GUUUCACAGGUGGCAUGGACAUCUCCAUAAAUUCUGCCUUGCUACUGUCAGCACUUUGGUUUUUCAUCACACCGCUGUCCUCCUUCUUCUAACCAACAGAUGUGAAGGUCAGUCUCAGAUCGUUGGCCCGUCAAAGCCAAUCCUGGCAAUGGUUGGUGAAGACAUCAUUUUGCCAUGUCGCCUGGAACCUGCCACUGAUGUUGUUGCUAUGACGCUGGAGUGGGCAAGACCUGACCUGAACCCCAGGUUUGUCCAUCUGAGGCGCGAUGGAGUGGAACUGUUGAUUAAUCAGUAUCCAUCAUAUGUGGGAAGAACAUCACUGUCCACAGACAAACUGAAACAUGGAGACAUCUCACUCAAACUCUCGAAGGUUAAACUCUCCGAUGAGGGAACAUAUAGAUGCCACAUUCCAUCAAAAGGUACAGCGAUGGUUGAGCUUGUUGUUGGUGCAAUUUCCUCACCUGUUGUUGUCAUAGCAGAGAUCGAUCAACCCGUCAGAGCAGUGGUGUUAGAGUGUGAGUCUAAAGGCUGGUAUCCAGAGCCUGAGGUGUUGUGGCUGGACGGUGAGGGAAACCUCCUCUCUGCUGGACCUACAGAGACAGUCAGAGGUCCUGAUGACCUCUAUACUGUCAGCAGCAGAGUGACUGUGGAGAAGAGACACAGCAACAGCUUCACCUGUAGAGUCCAACAGAACAAAACCAACCAGAGCAGAACCGCAGAAAUCCGGAUUCUAGAGGAAGUUUUCCUGGCCCCGUCUUGUUCUGCUGUUCGUAUCAUCAUAGUCCUGAUCCUGUCUGUUACCUUCAUGGUCUUUCUGGUAGUCGUCUUUGUUUUGUGGAAACUACGACAAAACAAAAUCAAUAAAAUGAACCAGGAUGGUGAAGCAGAAGAAAGAGAGCAGCUCUUCAACAGAAGUAUGAGAAAGGAUUAUUCGGUGAAGAAAAAGACAGAACUUCAUGACAUGUUACAGGAGAAAGAGGAAGAAAAGAAAAACAUGCAACAAGUGAUCUCAGUAUUGAUGGAACAAAAAACUAAAUUGGAGAGCUCCAGAGACAAACAGAUAUCACAGCUGGAGGAGGUGGAGAAAAAGAGGAGUGAGAAUGAGAAGGAACUGAAGUCAUUAGAAAAGAAAUUCUACUGGGACAAAUGUGAAAGAAAAAACGAUCUAUUAAAGGAGAAAGUGGAACUGGAGGAAAAAGGUAGAGAGUAUAAGGGCUCUUUGCAGAUCACUGUGGAACAGCUACACAAAACGAGGGAUGUGAUAAAAAUAAUGACAGAAUGGGAAAACAAAAUAGAGAAUCAGUUUAAGCAAAUUGAAAAACAACUGGAGAAGACAGAGAGACUGAAAGAGAAGAACCCGAGGAAACUUCAUCCAGAUCAGACAGAGCAGUCAGAGAGAGUGGAGGAGACAGAGGAAGAGAAGGAGACAGAGGACGAGACAGAGAAAGAGAAGGAGACAGAGAAAGAGACAGAGAAAGAGACAGAGAAAGAGGAGGAGACAGAGAAAGAGACAGAGAAAGAGGAGGAGACAGAGAAAGAGACACAGAGAGAGGAGGAGACAGAGGAAGAGACAGAGAAAGAGGAGGAGACAGAGACACAGAGAGAGGAGAAGAACAAGAUGAAACCUGAACCAGAUCAGACAGAGCAGUCAGGGAAAGAGAGGAGACAAACAAAAACACUGAUACAGAAACAUUUUCAGAGCUUUGUCAGAGUUAAUCACAGACUCUGAUGAUACUGUAAAUACUGAGAAUCCAUUUAGAUCCACUGUCCUAUAAAUGAGAGUUUUUUGAUUUGGCUCAGUGUCUAAUAUUCUUGUAUCACUUUAUUGUACCUUCUUAUUUGAUGAGAUUUUAUUCUAUGAAACUUUAUUCUUUGGGGAGUAUUCAUAUAAAC